AAAUAUAUAAAAAAUCAAAAAAUAAGAAAAUAAUUUUAAUAAAUAUUUUGACUUUAAAACCUAAAUAAAUAUUAGAAAAAAAGGAAAUAUAAUUAUUAAAACAGAUAAAUGUAAUUUAUCAUUAAAAUAAUUCUCAUAUUACUAACUUUAAUAAACUAAACAUUCUAAAAAGGUACCGUAUGUCACUAAUUAUUCGGUUGGGACACAUAUUUUACCUUAAGUCUAUUAGAAAAUACUAAUGAUUAUCAAUAUAGAAUGCCUAUAAAUGGUGGAAAUUAUUCAUAAUAAGAAAAUUAGUAAUCUAAUGCAUAAAAUGUUGAAAUAAUAGGGACAUUAAAUUUUAAUUUUUGUACAAGAGUUAAAUAAAACCUAUGUUCAUCAGAUUAAAAAAAAGUAGGCUAAGAUAAUAAGGAUAAAACUGUAAAAACUUACGCGAAUAUUUUUUUUGAAAGAAUCGAAAAUAAUGUAGAAUGUAGAAACUUAGCAAGUAAUUCUGAAUUCUAAUAUUAUUCGUAUAAAUUUAUUGAUGAAAAUAAACCAUAAAAAGGAGUUGUUUAUAGUCUAUUUCAUGGUGAUUUAUAUGGAGUUCCUAGUCCCGCUAGACCUGCUGUUGUUCUUCCUUAAAAUAAUCUUAAUUAAUAAGAUGGUUAAAAUAUUUAAGGAAAUCGUAGAAUAUUAGAUGACAGUGAAGAUGAUUCUAAAAUAAGAUAUGGAAUAGAAUUUGUGAUUUAAUGCGAUAAAUAAGAAAAACAAAAUAUAGUUAUUGAUGGUUGGCAAUUACUGACAGAUGAAAAAGGCAAUAAAAAUAUAUAUUCAUUUAAAGCGCGUUCAUAAUAUGGAUGCCCUAUUUUACAAGUAUCUAAAAUGUGGUAAAUAUUGUCUGAUAAAUAGAUUAUAUUUACUAUUGUAUUUGUUAUUAUCGGUGUAAUUGAGUGUUUUUUUGGUUUGAGAAUAUUUAAACCAACAUUAUUUGUAGUUGGAUAUUUUUCAGGAUUUGGUAUUUUGACUGCUAUAAUGGGAGAAUUUGUUAUUAGAUAUGAUAGUGAGUCUGUUAUGGUCUAUGCAAGUCUUAUUAUUGCAGUUUUAUUUGGUGUUUUGGUAGGAUAUGUUACUAUAACGAUACCUAAGAUAGGUUUUUUUUGUCUCGGGAUGUGGUUAGGUGUAGUUAUAGCUUUAUUGUUAAAUAAUGCGAUUUUAUACAAAAUAUAAUUGACAAAUAACUUCAUUGUACUGUGGCUUACGAUAGCUGUUUUAGCAGUUUUAAUGGGUGUUUUAUCGUGUUGUUUUUACAAACACUGCGUAAUGGUGUGUACUGGAGUAGUUGGCGCAUAUGCUAUUGUAAGACCUUUUGGAUGGAUAUUAGGAAGCUUUCCGAAUGAACUUUAGAUUGCAAAAGAUAUAAAAUAUGGGAAUAUUUCGUCUGUUCCUUCUAUGUUUUACCUUUAUUUUGCUUUAAUUAUUGUCGUGGCUUUUAUUGGGAUAACUUAUUAGUGGAGAAGUUAUGCUGAAAGAAGGGCUGAUGAAGAAAGGGAAGAUUUAAUGCUUUUUUAGGCAGAUCCUGAAUUUUUUAAUUUAAAUAAAAGACUUUUAGAUAAAUAAGAUAAAGAUUUAACUGAAAAUGAAAAAAAAAUAAAAAGAAAAGUUGAUAGAAUAUAAAAAAAUCUAAAAAAAAAAUAAAAAAAAGAAGAAAAAGAAAAAAAAAUGAUUGAAAAAUUAGAAAGAAGAAGAAAAAGAAAAGAACAAGGUGAUAAUUAUGAAACACCAGAAGAAGAUAAAAGCAGUGAAGGAGAUAGUAAUAGUAGUGAAAGUGAUUAAGAUGAGGAAAAUUAAAAAAAUAAAAAUAAUGGAAGUCCAGCAGGAAAAUUUUCAAAAUUAUUUACGAAUGUUAAAGAUGUUUUUAAGAAAAAAAAGGACGAGAAAAAAAAAUAAGAUGAAGAUGAUCCGUAAGAAUUUGUCGAAAUGAAGAAUUUAGUUAGUAAUGAAUAAUAUGAUAAUAAAAUUAUUGAAAAAGAGAUGUAGAAACCAGGAUUUAAGAAAUAAAAAAAGAAAGAAAAAAAAAAAAAUUCUGAUGAUGACGUUGUUGAAUUAGAAGAAUAAAAAGAAGAAAAAUAAGAAGAGAAAAUAGAAGACAAAAAAAAUAAAAAAAAACAAAAAAAUUCUGAUAAUGAAGAUGAUGAUGAUUAUGAAGAAGAAUAAAAAAAAGCUGAUGAAGAAAAAUAAGUAGAAAAGUAAGACAAAAAAAAGAAAACUAAAAAGAAAAAAUGA
Molecule: messenger RNA, 2265 nt
Organism: Ichthyophthirius multifiliis
Lineage: Eukaryota; Ciliophora; Oligohymenophorea; Hymenostomatida
Exons: 3
Cellular component (GO): plasma membrane
Source: RefSeq, a predicted model, not a curated record